This is a messenger RNA of Lodderomyces theae, 588 nucleotides long. Its product is annotated as Ran GTPase-binding protein. Gene Ontology annotation, cellular component: nucleus. Bases 1 to 588 code for a protein of 195 amino acids. Lineage: Eukaryota; Fungi; Ascomycota; Pichiomycetes; Serinales; Debaryomycetaceae. The record is from RefSeq and is a predicted model, not a curated record. Gene Ontology annotation, biological process: protein import into nucleus. The transcript has a single exon. Gene Ontology annotation, molecular function: guanyl-nucleotide exchange factor activity; small GTPase binding.
AUGUACACGACAGAAUUGUACGGUGGAGCAAUCACAAUCAACAAACUCCCGUCCUCAUUCAUUGAUGUAUCACGAAUCAGACAAGUUCCCGAUUCACAAGAAGUCUUCAUCAAUGAAGUAGACACUUCCAAUGAUGAUGCUACAUUAUCUUCAUUACUUAGCUAUGAUCAAGCGUUGAUUAUCGAUUUGCUAGAGCGUGUCGAUGCCGAUGAUUAUCAUGCUGCCAUUGCGCAACAUUUGCAAGAUUUUGCUCCACCGGGUGUGCACAAUAACCCAUUGCAGGAAUUACAAGUUGAAGGUGGCAAAGAAGUGCUAUAUUUCAGUUAUGUGACUUUCAAACCAGAGUACAAGCGCAAGGAGCCUAAUCAGGCUGAGCAGAUUAUCAUAUUGAUUUGUUUAUUAAGGUUGGAGCAAGUUGCCACUGAUGUUGUGAUACAGUAUAAUUUGCCAUUAAAGCAUGACCAUCAAAAGCCGAUUAGUUUUGCUGGUGGAAAUGAUGACGUGGAUAAAUUCGCAAGUGAGAGAUUCCAAUGGUUUAAGAACUUGUGUAGUAGUUUGAAAGUUGUUGAUUGGAGUCUAUUUCAAUAG